This is a messenger RNA of Scatophagus argus, 851 nucleotides long. RefSeq names its product acetylcholinesterase collagenic tail peptide-like. Lineage: Eukaryota; Metazoa; Chordata; Actinopteri; Scatophagidae. The transcript is spliced from 6 exons. The record is from RefSeq and is a predicted model, not a curated record. Bases 110 to 457 code for a protein of 115 amino acids.
GCGUGGCAUCACUGGAGCUUCAGGAGAUAAGGGGGACUCAGGUCAGUGGGGCACUGCAGGGCUGAGGGGUGAGCAAGGAGCCAGAGGAGAGCCUGGUGGCAGAGGACCCAUGGGACUGAAAGGAUCUCGUGGACCUGCAGGAAAGCUGGGUCGUCCUGGUUCAGCAGGUCUUCCUGGUCUGACUGGAGAGCCUGGACAACCUGGACAAGUGUACAUCCUACCUGGCCUGCAGGGAGACACAGGAAACCGAGGUCCUUCAGCCACAUGCAACUGUUCACAGGUUCAAACCCCAAAACGACAGCUGAACACAGUCAGGACGAUCUUUAUUGCAGAUGGAGAGAAACAGAUGAGGAGGCUGCGGGGGGAGAACGUGAUGGUGCUGAGGACGGACAGAAAAGCUCUGUACAUCUACACUGAAUCUCAAUGGAUUAACGUACUGGACUACCCCAGGCACUGAACUCACCCCAUUCAACAUAGGCUGAAGUGCCCUUGAGCAAGAACCUCAACCCCAGAUGCUCCAGUGGAGGUGCUAUAUGGCCAGAAGUUCAGACUGUGGUUGUACUGGGGAGCUUCCAAGUGCAAAGGUCCAGUGUUCAUUCCUGCCAAGCAAAUGUACUCAUGUUAAAUAAGGGCUGGCCUGUUCCCUGUAUAGCUCCUCAUCCAUCAUGUUUCUCUUCGCUUAAACGACACUUAUCUGUGCUUUUUUUUGUAAUGUUUUCCUUUUAUGUGGUUUUAUUUCAUGAAUUCAGAACACAUUAUAUAUUUCACCCUAUGGAUUCUGUUGCUGCUGCAGUGAUUAAACUCUGACAUAAAGGAAAAUAAAAUCAGAUUACUGUCUUGGUAUCAUGUCA